This is a messenger RNA of Cryptomeria japonica (Japanese cedar), 7454 nucleotides long. RefSeq names its product DNA-directed RNA polymerase V subunit 1. Gene Ontology annotation, biological process: DNA-templated transcription. Gene Ontology annotation, cellular component: RNA polymerase II, core complex. The transcript is spliced from 21 exons. Bases 541 to 7203 code for a protein of 2220 amino acids. The record is from RefSeq and is a predicted model, not a curated record. NCBI's taxonomy places the organism in Eukaryota, Viridiplantae, Streptophyta, Pinopsida, Cupressales, Cupressaceae. Gene Ontology annotation, molecular function: DNA binding.
AGGACGUGAUUUGAGUCGAGUGUGGUACUCGUCCUAGCAAAUUAGUGGAAGCUCAUAUCCAUAACAAAUUAUAAUUUGGAUACUGAAAAUUGGUGCAUGACGCACACGUAGCUAAUUGUACCCCCACAUCUUUCGACUUUCCUCCACCGGAAUUGGACAUUUCUACUUUCUCUGUUUUGAGUGUUCUGAGGGACAUUCCAAACCAUUGCCAAAAAUAAUAAUACACAAGAUUGGGUUGAAGCUUUUAAAGUUAAAUCGUACCACAGCUGCUAUAAAGCCGGCGGAGCUUGCCAUGAAUUUGACGGAAGAGUUAAUGCGCCGCCGGGAAGAGAGACGCCGUUUUAUAUUUGUUGGUACACUCGACACCUCAGCGGUUGUCAUUCCGAUACAACAAUGACAUUAUAUUGAGACAGGUAGAGCAUAUUGUCUCAUGCGCGUGUAACAGAAACAGCGAGCAACACUGAAGUCGGAGUUUCCGAGCUACAAUUGCUAACAGAGAUACUUGCAAUUCAGGUGAGAGGGUUGUUUCGGGGCUUAGGCAUGGGGGUUAAAAUCUCGCCACCACCCGCAGUACCAUCGCCACCGGCACCACCACCAGCACCUCCGGAGGAAGGUGGUUUUCUUCCUGAAAUUCAUCAGGCCAUUUUGACAGGCAUACACUUUGACCUUCCGACGUCCAGGAAAGUUAUUAAGGUGUCGGUGUCAUCUAUUCAACAUGCAAGUCAGUUAUCAAGUGAUCGACUUGGCUUGCCUGUAAAAUCUAAUAAAUGUGAAACAUGCGGAAGCGACAAGCUUCAUGAUUGUGAUGGUCAUUUUGGUCAUUUGAAGCUCCCAACACCAGUAUAUCAUCCGCUCUAUGUGCAUGAAGUUAAACGCAUUCUUGGAAAGAUAUGUCUGAAUUGCUUUCAACUGAAGAAGCAGAAUGGAAGAAAAGGGAAGAAUAGAAAGUCAGGUGAUCCUAUAAAGGAUAUACUGGAAGGCUGUGAUUCUAUGUUGAGUUUUGACGAUCACAAAAUUGAAGCUACAAGCUUUUCAGAGCUGAAAAGUGUUGGUGGCAAGUUUGAUUGGAGCAAAGUUGGAAGUGAUAUAAAUUCAACAGCUAAUAUUAAUUUUUCUGGCAUUGCUAUGAAAAAGGAACCUGAAGAUGUAAGUGUUCCACUUCAUUCCACUGUCUAUAUUGAUAGGUCAAUGAAGAAACAAAAAUAUGGUAAAGUAGGGAAGAUUUCAAAGACAUCAAAGGGUUCUGUGGAUUGUACCAAUUUGGCCUCAUCUACUGUUAAAGAUGUGACUUCUAAGAGACAAAAGAAUGGUUCAGAGACACAGAAUUUGAAGGCAACUAAGGGGAAGUCAUUUUUCAUGCACAAUGCUGCAGCUUCUGGGAAACAGAAAACAAAGCAAAAUGAUUUAAUAAAUGAGGAGGUCUCAUUUGCACACAGUGGAUUGAAAACCAUGUCUCGAAACAAAAAAGCUUGUCCAUACUGCCAGGUGAUCAAUGAAUCUGAUGCAGAUUCAUAUCCUGAUGUUUCUGUUGAUAUGGUUGGCAAAGAUGAUGGUAUUCAGAGGAUAGAGCUGAAAAUAUCUGACAAAAGUACACCUCCCACUGACUUCUGGCAUUUUGUAGACAAAUAUGGUUAUCGAUCUAGUGAUAAUUAUUCUCGGAGCCUACUCCCUUUUGAGGCUAUGAAGAUCCUGGAACAAAUACCUGACAAGGUUCUGAAGAAGCUAGGCACAAAUGAGUCUGUAAAACAGCCAGGGGCAUUUAUUUUAGAGUGCCUUCCAGUACCUCCGAACUGUGUACGGAUUCCUGAUAUGUGGACAAAGACAACAAUAAUGGCAUCAGAUAAUGCGACACUAGUGUUAAGGAAAAUACUUAAUGUUUCUGAGGAGAUUAGAGGCUCACGAUCCGGAAAAGUUAGCUUCAUGUCUCACGAAGCUGAGUUUAAGGAGCUACAGUCCUUGGUCACACAGUAUCUACGAGUAAAGGGUGCUCCAAAGGUACCUGGGAGCAAGGAACCUCUAAUCAAUUUGGGAAGAUUAACAAAAAGCACUGAUUCAUUUUCUAACAUGUGGCUGGACAAAAUUCGGUCGAUUUUUCUUAAGAAAAGUUGUGGUCUAUCAUCUCGUGCUAUAAUAACAGGAGAUGCAUAUACAAGUAUAAACGAAAUAGGUAUUCCUGCAGAAAUUGCAAAGAGAGUGACAAUAGAGGAGUGUGUCAACAUCUACAACAAGGACAGGUUACAGAGAAUUGUGGAUAAAGGACACUGCAGAACCUUUGUGGAUAAGGAUGGAAAGCAUUGUUCAAAUGAGUUUGUGAAAACAUUAAAAAAAAUUGAAAUUGGUGAGGUCAUCAAUCGUGGGCUCCAAGAUGGGGACAUUGUUUUAAUUAACCGAGCUCCAACUAUCCACAAGCACUCAUUGCUGGCCCUGAGAGCAUAUAUUCAUCCUGGACGUACUAUGAUAAUAAAUCCUCUUAUAUGUGCCCCGCUUGGUGCAGAUUUUGAUGGAGACUGCCUUCAUGUUUUUUAUCCAAAAUCUCUUGAAUCUCGAGCCGAGCUUUCUGUACUAUUAACUGUGGAUCAGCAACUGUUUAACUCUCAUUGUGGAGAGGCAAAUUUUGCUCUAACAGUUGAUACUGCUCUUGCUGCAAAUCUUCUACCUUGUAUUUCCCUUAUAAAUAAAACUACUAUGUAUCAGUUGUCCAUGUGGACUUCAGCAAGUUUACCUGGGCCAGCAAUAUUUAAGGUGCAUGAUGGAGGGCCAUUUUGGACGGUAAACCAGAUUCUUCAGAUGGCUAUGCCACCUGAUUUCAAUUGCAUUGAGAAAGAAUUUUCCAUAAAUAAUAGUGAAAUAAUAUCCUCCAAUGUAAGCCAAAUGAAAUCGCAAACAUUUUCAGAAUUGUUCAAUGCUAUUGCUCGACACAAAGGUCCAAAGACAGCUGUUAAGAGUAUGGACAUGGUUGAAUGUUGUUUGAUUGAGUGGCUGUCCCAAGAAGGAUUUAGUACAGGCCUUGAUGACUUGGUUGUUAUAUGUGAUAUAUCCUGCAGAAACAAAUUUAUGAAGGAGAUGGAGAACAAGCUCAAUGCAAUUUCUCAGCUUAUGAAGCACAUGAGAGGAGCAUACGUGAAUGCUAUAGUAUCACAAGUGCAAAAACAUUUAAUUGAAGUUCAAGAAUCAAUUACAAAGGUCAUGUCAAGUACAAAUUCUUAUGUUUUGAUGGUGGAAAGUGGAAACGCUCGAUCUAUAAGUAAAGUGGUUCAGCAGGUUGGAUUUUUAGGGCUUCAGUUGUUCCCAGGAAGGCAGGCUUUUCCUAGUGAAUGGCGCAACAGGCUUUCUUCACACAUUCCAUUUACUGGUUCUUAUUCCUUUGACUGCGAUGGGAAAUAUGAUUCACCGGAGGUUUACGGUUUGAUCAAAUCAUCAUUUGUUAAUGGAUUGAACCCUUGCGAGGCAUUUAUACAUUCUCUCUCAUGUAGAGAAGGUCUUUUGGGUCAGAAAAUGGGAUUAAGAGAACCAGGAACACUUUUCAAAAACUUAAUGGCCUUUCUGCGUGAUUUAACAAUUUUCUAUGAUGGAACAGUCAGGAAUGCAUGUGGAAAAUUUCUGGUUCAAUUCCAAUAUGGAAGCAGAAGCUGUUUAGGAACUGAUCAUUUGCCACAACAGUGCAACUAUGAAAAUAGAUUGGAUGCAUUACCUCCAGGAGAACCUGUAGGUAUACUUGCUGGCACAGCAAUUGCAAACCCAGCCUAUAAAAUGCUGUCAGGUGCUGCUCAAAAUGGCAUAUCACCAUUGGAUAUCCUUAAGGAAACAUUAAUGAGGACAUAUUCUCCUUUGCGACCAAAUGUUCAUCCGGAAAUUCGAGCAAGUGAUCGACGGGUAAUUCUUCACAUGAAAAAUUGCUGCAGUGAUGAAAGACAUUGUGAGCAGAAAGCUGCAAUAAUUCAAGAGCAUCUAAAGAAGGUUCCUUUGAAGGACUUUGCUGUAUGCAUUUUUAUUGAAUACCAAAAAAACUGGGAAGAGUGCUUAAUUAAGACUCCAUUUAUUGGUCACAUUCAGUUAGACAAGAGGUUAUUGGAGGAAGAAAGGCUAACGUUGGAAUCAUUGCACAACAAUUUGAAUGCGAGAAUUUGCAAGAAGAUGCAUUGCCUGAAUGGGCUGUCAAACAAAAUUAUAUUGCAUACUUGCAAUUCUUGCAACACUGCACAAAAAUAUGGAGGAAAGGAUUAUGAGAUGCCUUGCUUACAUUUUGCCUUGCGAAAUGAUUCAAUGCCCCAUAAAGAAAGCAUCAUUGAUACGCUGAUUAAUGUUGUAUAUCCAAAUUUGUUGGAAACCUCAACCAAGGGUGAUGAUCGAAUUGCAAAUAUACACAUCUCAUGGAACAAUGAAAGCUUGGAAACGUGGGUUCCUCGCCCUCUGUAUUCUCGGAAGAAGGAUAAGGGAGAGAUUAUGAUAGAAGUAGUAGUUGAGGCAAAUGUAGUCAAGAAACGUUGUGAUGCUUGGAAGAUCGUCUUUGAUGCAUGCUUACCUUAUAUUAGUUUUCUGGAUCUCAACAAAUGUGUUCCAUACAGCAUUCAUGAAGUAUAUAAAUUAAUUGGAAUAUCAUGUGCCUAUCAGCUAAUUAUACAGCGACUUUCUGUAGCACUGGAGAUGGUCGGAAAGAAUGUGUUCAAGGAACACUUGCUAUUGCUUUCUGAUUGCAUCACAUAUACAGGAAAUAUUAUUGGAUUUAACCCUGCUGGCUACAGAGACUUCUAUCACUUUAUGGAUUUUCCGGUACCCUUCACAGAAGGUACAUUGAAGGUGCCUAUCAAAUGCUUUGGCAAAGCAGCUCAGAGAGGGGUGAGAGACACCCUUUCUGAUGCAGUUGCAUGUUGUUCAUGGGGUAAACGGGCACCAGUAGGUACAGGUUCGAAUUUUGAUAUCAUAUGGCAUGAUAUGGAGGAAGUGAAAGAACCAGUGGAACUGCAACAUAAAGAGAUGGACGUCUGUGAAUUCCUUGAAAUUGUAGGUGUAGCACCAUGCACAAAUGUUGCACCAUCAAGCUUGUGUUUAGGGACAGAUUUUGAUGAGCCAACUUUACCAUGUCAAGAGGAUAGUUCUGUGAAAAUUUUGGCUAAUGUUUGGGAUUCCAAGCCCAGAUCGUCAAUGGACAUGGAUAGCUGGGGUGAAAAUUCUAGAAGUCAGAACCAGCUGGAAGAAAAGGAAUUGCAGGUUGAGGGUUGGAACAAUCCUAGUUGCGAAGAAGUUGAAAAAACAGGUUGGAAUGCCGAUUCAAAUAUUGAGCAUAUUAAGAAAAAUAAUGGCGAGUGUUUGCAAGCUGGUGUACAGUCUGGUUGGGAACACCUUGAAACACCAGAUACAGAUGAUGGAUGGAAUAGUAGGAAAGAAACUACCAUGGAAGAUAAAACUAAUCUUACUGAAAAUGCUUUGGAGCUAAAGGAACACAACUUGGAACCUUAUAGAGGCACAUAUGAUGGGGUAACUAGUUUGAACAAAGAUUCCAAGACAAAUGAGAAAAUAUUGGAUUCUUGUAGUGGUUGGGAUGGAAUUUCCAGUGAUCAGAAGCUGGUUGGAUCAGAGGAGUUGCAUAUGGAUGGAUGGAACAGCAAAAUGGAAACUGAACUGAAAGUACCAGGUUGGGAUGGUGAAUGUAAUGAUGUGAAAAAUAGUUAUAUGGAAGAUAAUUUUAACCCUAAACAGUUUACACAGGUGAGGGAACACAAUACAAAAGAUAUCUCAGGAGACAAACAAGCUAGGAGUGACUCUUUGCAGUUUGGAUAUCAAGGAGGUGAUGCUUCUGCAAAAUUCAGACCAACUGGGGCAAACACGGUUCCACUUGGAAGGAAAAGACAAUCUAGUCAAACUUUAUCAGUACCGACAGUUGAGCUACAUGGAGGUUUUCAUCAGAAAUUUCAAGUUCAAGAUUCAUCUAAUAAUGGUUGGAACUCAGAUACUCUGGACUUGAGCACUGAAAUAGGUUCAGAUGGUGGGUGGAAUAGCAACCAAUCUGUGGAAGUUGAGGCUGAACCAUACUUUUCUCAGCCUUCUCAGGAAAUUCCUGAGCAAAAUAAAGUCCUUGCUGAAGAUACAAACAAUGAUGGCUGGAAUCCAGUGGCCCUGGACUUAAACAUCAAUGCAGGCUGGGAAAGUGACUGGAGUAGUAAACAAUCGAUAGCAAUUGAGACUGAUACACCUUUUUGUCAGCCUUCUUGGGGAUCAAGUGAACGGAAAUUGGAUGGUAACGUUCCAGAGGCUACCUUGAAGACAACUGAACUAAGUGAAGGUUAUGGUAGGGGCAGGGGUAGGGGCAGAGGUUGUAGAGAUAGGGGAGGUAGGGGUGGUAGAGACAGAGGCAGUAGCGGCAGGGGUGACAGAGCCUGGGAAAGUGACUGGAAUAAUAAUCAAUCAACAACAUUUGAAGAUUUGACCAAUAAUUUUAAUGCUGAAGAUACAACCAAUAAUGGCUGGAAUUCAGAGAUAAUGGACCAAAACAUUCAAAAAGGCUCAUCGACUGAACCUGCUGAUUCCCAGCCUUCUUGUUGGGCUGGAAAAGAAAAAAUACAUGUUGAAAAGUCAACUAAUGAUGUCAGGAAUCCUUGGACCCUAGAAUCAGAUAUUAAAACUGGCCUGGGAAGUGAUUGGAAUAGUAAGCAAUUUAUGGAUAGUGAACCUUGUCUUUUGAAGCAUUCUUGGCAACAUCCUGAACACAGUAUGGAGUUAAAAAGUGAAGGUCACAGUAGGGGUAUGGGAGGUGAAGAUAGAGGCAGUACAGAUAGGGGUGUUAGGGGUAGGUAUGACAGAGGUAGAGGUAGAGGAGCAAGACAGUUUACAUCCAGUACAAAGUAUCCAAACCUACUUAUUGCACGAGAAAAUGAAAUCCUUCAAGAUGUCCAACCACUGAUGCAAUCAAUGAAGAAAAUUCUGUUCCAAAGCAGCUAUCAGGAUGGAGACAAAUUAACAACUGAAGAUGAAAAAGAAGUAACAGGAAAAGUUCUUUGUCACCAUCCUGAAAAGGAAGCGAAAAUUGGGAGUGGCAUUGACUAUGUAAUGGUUGAUAGACAUCACGACUUCACAAUGAGCAGAUGUUUAUUCAUUGUACGGAAGGAUGGAUCAAAAUCAGAUUUCUCGUACAAGAAAUGCUUGAAAAAUCUUGUUCAGGAAAGAUUUCCUGAUUCUGCAGAAGAUUUUGCUAAAAAGUACUUUUAAAUCAUAGAAAAAGAUGCAAUGGUAAUGUCCAAUCUUUUUGCUUUAUAGAAGGAAGCAAUAGUGUUGCCUUUUUGAAUGUUAUACAAACUGGUAGUCAGUUCCAUUAUCAGAGGGACUCUUUAAAUGAAUUAUUGUUAAAUUGAAUGGAAUGCCUUCUUUCAAUGUUCCAUCAUAAAAAAAUAGAAUUCCUCUAUAAAUAUGAUGUUCUGUUUGUAUGAUAAUCUUUGUCCAGUGAAGGAUGAUUUCGUGUU